Molecule: messenger RNA, 780 nt
Organism: Lolium perenne
Lineage: Eukaryota; Viridiplantae; Streptophyta; Magnoliopsida; Poales; Poaceae
Product: signal peptidase complex subunit 3B
Biological process (GO): protein targeting to ER
Cellular component (GO): signal peptidase complex; membrane
Source: RefSeq, a predicted model, not a curated record
CCCGAGAAAAAAAAAACACUCUGAACGGAAGUCGCCGGCGCCGCCGCGGAGCAGCAGCGCAAGCACCAGCGAGGUCCGGCGAUCUCUGCGGCGCGAGGAUGCAUUCGUUCGGGCACCGCGCGAACGCCGUGGCGACGUUCGCGGUGACGAUACUGGCGGCCAUGUGCUUCGCCGCCUCCUUCUCCGACAGCUUCAACUCCCCCACCCCCACCGCCUCCGUCAAGAUCCUGAACAUCAACUGGUUCCAGAAAGAGGCCAACGCCAAUGACGAGGUUAGCAUGACGCUCAACAUCUCGGCCGACCUUUCGUCUCUCUUCACGUGGAACACGAAACAGGUGUUUGUUUUUGUGGCAGCUGAAUACGAGACUCCACAAAAUGCGUUGAAUCAAGUUUCCCUUUGGGAUGGAAUUAUACCUUCAAAGGAGCACGCCAAGUUCUUGAUCCAUACCACAAACAAGUACAGAUUUAUUGACCAGGGAAGCAACUUGAAAGGCAAGGACUUCAACCUGACGAUGCACUGGCACAUCAUGCCAAAGACGGGCAAGAUGUUUGCUGACAAGAUCGUCAUGACAGGGUACCGUCUGCCCGAGCAGUACAGAUAGACCAGCAGCGCCCUAUGUAUGCAUGGAAGCUGUGGUAUGCAAGAUGCAGGAUGGACUAGUGCUGAGCCUUCUUCCUGUCCUAAUCUAGUGGACUUGUAAACUCGUGAGCUUGUAUUCUAGACUGAAACCGUGCGAAACAUAGUUACAUUAACCGUUGAAAACCAACCUUUUGGAAGCA